GCCAUCUGCCACCCUGCUUCGGGACUGGAUGCUGCUCCGGCUUCAAAAAUUCAAGUUUCCGGCAGACUCUUUCAAUGAUUUGUAUACUUCCUACACCAUUUUCUGCAUCCUUCUAAUGUCUGUAGUGAUACUGGUAAUAAGCAUCUUCAAUGUUGAAUUUUAUGCAGUUGCACCUUCAAUUCCCUGCUCUCGAUUAGCGCUGAUAGGAAAGAUUAUUCACCCACAGCAAGUUAUCCAUUCUGUUGUUCAUGCAAUAAUGGGAAUGCUGGUGGCCUGGUGUGCAGCAGUUAUAACAAAGGGGAGGUUCCAGUUUCUUGCUCUACCCUGCACAACUUCAGAAAGCCUAGAUGCUGUUGUUUCGUAUGUGUGCCUAAAUGAGUACCACCUCUUCUUCCUGCUGUUUGGAGCUUUCGUGGGAUACAGUUACAGUCUCCUGUAUCUUGUUAACAAUAUGAACUAUUUGCCAUUUCCAAUUAUACAGCAAUACAAGUACUUACGUUUCAGAAGAUCUUUGCCUCUGCUUGUUAAACAUAGUUGUGUGGAAUCACUGUAUCUGGUUAGAAACUUCUGCGCUGCAUACUAUUUUUUUGGUUAUAUCCCACGGGCAUGGAUAAGUACCACAAUGGACCUUCGCGCAGAUGAUAAGAUUCAUCCUCUUGACACCCUGGCUGGUUUGCUGGAUCUCUCACUGUUCUACCAUACCUGGCUGUGUGGUGUAUUUCUUUUGAUUCCUUGGUACAUUGCAUGGUUACUCUUCAAAAUCUAUGCAACAGAGGCGUACCAUUUUCCUGUUCAGCCAACGUUUGCUGAGGAAACUGACCAGUGCUUACCUAAAAUCUUAAGCAGUAACCCUCCCCUCAUCAUAAAGUUCUUGGCCUUACAGGACUUGAUGUUACUUUCCCAGUAUUCUCCUGUGCGACGUCAAGAAGUCUUCAGCCUUAGUCAGCCAGGUGGGCAUCCCCACAACUGGACAGCAAUAUCACGGGAGUGCUUGAAUCUUUUGAGUGACUUAACCCAGAAGCUGAUUAUACACCAGGAAGCUGCGGCUACAAAUGGGAGAAUAAAACAGCCAUCUCCAGGGGAAGUAAACAAACCCCUGAACUUUCCAGGAGCAGCUGUUAUAGAAGAAAUGGCUUUUCAGACACAAAGGUCUAACGUCUUACCUAGAACUCACAUGCCUUCCCUGGUUAAAUCCCUGUCGCCUUUAAAGACAUCAACUGCAUCAGACCUUGGAAGCUCUUUUGGCUCACCUUUCACUUCUCCUGCUCUAAAUCGCAAGCCUGGAAUCCUGGAUUUAAAUUCUCCUUGGCAUGGAUCAGUUCAAAGCCCUCAUAUUAUGAGAAGAGGACCAAAGCUGUGGACAUCAAGUUCAGAUCUGCAAACAAAUGGUUCUUACCCGCCAUCCUUCCCAAUGGUCUCUGUUGCAAGAGUUGGUCAUGAAGCAGAGCAGCCAAGUUUUAUGUAUAUGUGGCUACAGAACAAACAGGAGCAGAUAAGAAGUUUCUUGUCAAAACGAGUGCUGGUCAUGUAUUUCUUCAGCAAGCAUCCGGAGGCCUCAAUCCAAGCUGUCUUUUCUGAUGCUCAAAUGCACAUUUGGGCAUUAGAAGGUCUGUCUCAUUUGGUAGCAGCAUCAUUUACUGAAGAUCAAUUUGGAGUUGUCCAAACUACACUGCCAGCUAUUCUGAAUACCUUGCUGACCCUUCAGGAGGUUGUAGAUAAACAUUUCAAGCUGCCGCAUGUUUCCAGCAAACCUCCAAGAAUUUCAGGCAGUCUGGUGGAUACAUCCUACAAAACACUACGGUUUGGGCUUAGAGCAUCCCUGAGGACUGCCAUAUACCGGAUAACAACUACUUUUGGAGAACACUUGAAUGCUGUGCAAGUGUCUACAGAGCAUAAGAAAAGACUUCAGCAGUUCUUGGAGUUCAAAGAAUAAUUAGUUAAAUUAUGCCACUUAUGCUGUUGAUGCUGCUACAGAUGGACAGUACCUGUUCACCAUUCCUGGAUUGGAAGAAAAUGAGACUAGUCUUCCUAUUUUCUUUGGCCUUUUUUGGAGUUGCAUUUUAGGUGUAAAUUAUGGAAUUAAAUUCAUAGUAAAGCUGCAGGAAACCUGUUCUGAUUUUGGAACAUUUUGUACAAUAAAGUUUUGUUUUUUUA
Molecule: messenger RNA, 2154 nt
Organism: Alligator sinensis (Chinese alligator)
Lineage: Eukaryota; Metazoa; Chordata; Crocodylia; Alligatoridae
Gene: NDC1
Product: NDC1 transmembrane nucleoporin
Exons: 17
Coding region: 29-1933 (634 amino acids)
Biological process (GO): nuclear pore organization
Cellular component (GO): nuclear pore transmembrane ring
Molecular function (GO): protein-macromolecule adaptor activity
Source: RefSeq, a predicted model, not a curated record